UUCCUUCUCUUCUCAUCCCCUUCAAGCCAUUCUCCAAAAUCAAUCAUACUUGAGAGAGAGAGAGAGAACACAGACGAAACUUAGUUUCUUCAUUCUCGUUGUCGUAGAGAUUCUUCCUUCCUCCCGAAUAAAUCUCUCCUUCUGCGGCGGCGAUAAAGAAGCAAAACAAAAAACAAAAGUUUCAACCUUUAACUCUCUGUUUUCUUCUCUCUUUCAAGAACCCACAUACUUCGAAAAUGGCUCGUUCUCUUUCUAACGUUAAGAUCGUUUCUGCUUUCCUCUCUCACGAACUCUCCAAUGCUAUCUUCCGACGUGGUUAUGCGGCGACGGCGGUGCAAGGGAGCGGAGGAAGAAGCGGAGCUGUUACUUCGGCUGCGAUGAAGAAGAAGGGAGUGGAAGAAUCAACCCAGAAGAUUUCAUGGGUUCCAGAUCCCAAAACCGGUUAUUACAGACCCGAAACCGGUUCCAACGAGAUUGACGCCGCUGAGCUUAGAGCAGCUCUCUUGAACAACAAGCAGUGAUUAGUUAACUUUUUCUUUUUUUCAGUAUAAAAAAAAGAAGAUUAAUUAUUUGAUGUUAAAUUUUUCAAGGUGUUUUGUUUGUUAUUAAGAGGAGAUUAGGGGAAGUGUGGGUAAUGAUCUGUUGCAGUGAACCCUAUUUUCAUCUGCUAAACUCGAUUCUGUAAUAAAAUUGAUUAGAGAGAACUAUUUGGUUUCCUCUAAACUUGUAACAAAAAUAUAAGGAUCGUUGGAUGUAUGAUGUAUCUUAUAUAAUAGAGUUUUUUUUUU
Capsella rubella is the source of this 788-nucleotide messenger RNA. RefSeq names its product protein SENESCENCE-ASSOCIATED GENE 21, mitochondrial. Bases 237 to 521 code for a protein of 94 amino acids. Lineage: Eukaryota; Viridiplantae; Streptophyta; Magnoliopsida; Brassicales; Brassicaceae. Gene Ontology annotation, cellular component: mitochondrion. Gene Ontology annotation, biological process: response to stress. The record is from RefSeq and is a predicted model, not a curated record. The transcript has 2 exons.